Messenger RNA from Aspergillus alliaceus, 2068 nucleotides. Its product is annotated as sphingolipid delta(4)-desaturase family protein. NCBI's taxonomy places the organism in Eukaryota, Fungi, Ascomycota, Eurotiomycetes, Eurotiales, Aspergillaceae. The record is from RefSeq and is a predicted model, not a curated record. The transcript is spliced from 3 exons. Gene Ontology annotation, cellular component: membrane. Gene Ontology annotation, biological process: ceramide biosynthetic process. Bases 118 to 1383 code for a protein of 421 amino acids. Gene Ontology annotation, molecular function: sphingolipid delta-4 desaturase activity.
CUCGGAUCGUCCUUUGCCAUUGUCUUUUCUCUUUCUUUCCCUCCUUCUCUACUUGUACUUGAUCCAUGGCGUAAAUCUAUCUAUCAAUUUUCCCUAUUCCAACCCUCUCCCCUAAUUAUGCCCUCCGUCGUCGCAACCACCGAUACUCCGCAUCUCCGCGUGUCCGCCGCGAAGAACGACGACGCAAAGGAUGAGCAGCGGUCGGUUCGAAUCCCACCCCCGGAGUCGUCCGUAGUCGAUGAUCAUUUCUUUUGGACAUAUACGGAAGAACCACACCGUUCAAGACGACAAGCAAUCAUCAAGGCCCAUCCAGAGGUAACCAAACUCUGCGGCCCUGAACCUCUGACAAAAUACGUCGUCUUCGGCGUUGUAUCACUCCAGAUAUGCUGUGCAUAUCUACUGCGGGAUACCUCGAUGCUGUCCUGGCGGUUCCUUGCAACUGCAUACUUGAUCGGAGCAACCUCCAACCAGAACCUAUUCCUUGCUAUCCAUGAGAUUUCUCAUAACCUGGCCUUCCGGUCCCCAAUGGGUAAUCGCCUGUUGGCCAUCUUUGCCAAUCUGCCUAUUGGAUUGCCUUAUAGCGCCGCGUUCCGUCCCUACCACCUAACGCAUCAUAAAUCUCUCGGCGUUACAGGCCUCGAUACCGAUCUUCCAACUGCUGUCGAGGCCUUCCUCCUAGACUCCCUCCUAGGCAAGGCCUUCUUCUGCACUUUUCAGAUCCUCUUCUACGCCGUCCGUCCUAUGUUCAUCUAUAGCCCGCCUUUCACCUACAUUCACGCUCUGAACCUCGCCGUCCAACUCUCCUUCGACUACGCGCUCACCAAAUUCUGCGGCGGCUCCCUCCAACCCUUCUUCUAUCUUAUCCUCAGCUCAUUUCUCGCCGGGUCCCUCCAUCCCUGCGCAGGCCAUUUUAUCGCAGAGCACUACUUCUUCUCCAACGUCGACCACGGCACAGAGUCACUCAAAGAACAGAAGACAAAAUCUACCGAAAAGAAACAACCCCACCCCCUAGACAACCUCCCCCCCCCCGAAACCUACUCCUACUAUGGACCUCUCAACAUCCUCACCUACAACGUUGGCCUGCAUAAUGAACAUCACGAUUUCCCCGCCAUUCCCUGGACAAAACUGCAUGAGCUUCAUCGUAUCGCGAGCGAGUUCUACGAGCCGCUGCCUGCUCACCGUUCUUGGGUCUGGGUUAUCUGGACAUUCAUUUUGGACAAGAAUGUUGGCAUGUGGUGUCGGGUUAAGCGAGCUCAGGGGGGACGGAUUGUUGGUGGCGGUGGAGCAGGGAAGUCCGGACGUGGUGGAGAGGGCAUCUCGGCGGAGUCGGCUGGGCCCGAAGAGAGUGAAGACGGAUGGAAGGAGAGUGAGCUUCAAAGUUGAUUUGUAUAUGUACUAUUCUGGCUUUUAUAAGUGAGUUAUGGAAACUGUUGAUAAUGAUAGUCCAGAGAUAAUAUGCGCAUGUCCUGGUCUCAUGUAGAAUAAAUGAUGUAUAACUAUUGAUUAUAAGCAAAUUUGCGGUUUCCUUUACGAUUGCUCAUUACAUUCGUCUGAUAUCGUACAAAUUUGUUCUGAAAACAACAUGGAUGCGAAAGGAAGCAGGGUAUCGAUCAGACCAUCAUGGAAUCGUAUAGGUCGAUUUUAGGAGGCGACACCGACAAGGCUUGGGGGUUCGGUAGUGAAAGCAUAUAGCAAUAGGCAGCGAGUGAUUGCAAGAUUAGGAUUUUUUUUUAUGUUUGUAUCUAUUGCUGAAAAUUCUGUUCUGGGCUUCCAUUUUAGUCAUCAUAAGGAAAUAAAAAAGUUGAAGUGAGGAAUCGGGGAACAAGAAGAAAGUUUGAAAUAAGAAACGAAGAGGAAUGGAACACGAGGAGGUAUGAGCAAAGCAGCCAGCAGCAGCGGUGUAGAAUGCGAGUGCGGAACUAAUAACAUAAGGGGGAGUUGAGGCUAAGAACGGUGCCACGAGGUAAUUCAAAGGGAAUACAGUUGAUCUGUGAACAAAAUAAUAGGAACAUGGGGGAAGAAGUGAAAUUAGAAAGCAAAGGAGGAAAGAAAAGAAAAGAAAAGAAAA